CUUAAAGCUAGUUGCCAGCAGCCAUGAAGUAAAUUAUCUACAGGGCAGCUAAAGUGUCACACUCGACAGGAAUAUGCUUUGGACAAUAUUUUUAUUUUUCAAUGGACUCUUUAUCAUAACUUAUCUUUACUCCUCUCGUAAAAGACGAAAAAAUGAGCCCCCUCUUGACAAAGGAUUCCUCCCAUGGUUGGGACACGCUUUUGAGUUUGGAAAAGACGCCUCAAAGUUUUUGGCCCGUAUGAAAGAAAAACAUGGCGAUAUCUUUACAGUUUGUGUUGCUGGUCACUACAUAACCGUGCUGUUGGACCCAAACUCCUUCGACAGCGUGCUGAGUGACACAGUCCGCCUGGACUUUACCCCCAUCAGAGAAAAGCUCAUCCAAAGGAUCUUCAAUGUACAGCUGCCAACCGUCAAGCCUCUAUCAGAGAGAAAAUGGAUGGAACGGCAUUUUCAAGGUGUCAGUCUCAGGAAGCUCAGCAGCUCAAUGAAUGCCCACCUUCGCAGCCUGCUUUUGAAUGACCACAAAGGACGAAGUCCUUCAGAGUGGGCACAGGACGGCCUCUUUAGCCUCUGCUAUAGUCUUCUUUUCAGGGCUGGCUAUCUAACUUUGUUUGAGAGGACAGAAAAUGCGCCGACAGUCUACCACGAGUUUAGAAAAUUUGAUGAACUUCUUACCAAAUUGGCUCGCGGUAUCCUAAAGCGAGAGGAGAGGAAGAUUGCCUACACAUCCCGGGAACAGCUUUGGGAGCUGCUGUCGCCAAACUUGCUGAACGGAAAUUCUACUUCCUGGCAGCAUAGCUACCAUCACUUUCUGCAGGAGGAGGGAAUAGAUGCAGACAUGCAGAACAAAGCUCUACUUUUACAGCUUUGGACCACACAGUGCAAUGCUGGACCUGCUGCCUUUUGGGUCCUUGGCUUCCUGCUCACUCACCCCGAGGCGAUGGAGGCUGUUCAGUCAGAGAUCAGAGUUCUCUCCACUCUCCAGGAUACUUCCCUGCAGUGGCCCUCAAUGAACCUGCUGGAAGCAAGCAGCACACCUGUGUUUGACAGCGUUUUGAAUGAGACCCUACGCCUCACUGCUGCUGUCAUGAUCAAUAGGGAAGUGGUGCAAGACAAGAUCCUCAGCACAGCUGAUGGACAAGAGUACCUCCUCAGACGUGGGGACAGAGUGUGUCUGUUUCCCUUCCUGAGUCCUCAAAUGGACCCACAGAUACACCAUACCCCACAGAUUUUCAAAUAUGACCGCUUUCUAAAUGAAGACAAAACAGUGAAGGAUACUUUCUACAAAGGUGGAAAAAGACUGAAGUAUUACACCAUGCCAUGGGGUGCAGGAAGGAACAGCUGUGUGGGGAAAGAGUUUGCUGUGACCACUCUUAAACAAUUUGUGUUCUUUUUCUUGACCCAUUUUGAUCUGGAACUGUGCAACCCCGAAGCUAAACUUCCGCCGGCUAAUCCCAGUCGCUACGGCUUCGGGAUGCUUCAGCCAAAUGAAGAUUUGAUGGUCAGGUUCAGACUGAAGAGGACAUACCAUGAAAUGUGAAAUGUUGAAACAUUAUUCAAUGUGUUGUUUGACUAGUUAUUUUGUGAAAUGUAGUGUAGAGCUAUUUAUUCUAUUUUAACUUUAAUUUGUUUUCGUAAGAAAAAAAACAUAUUCAAGCGUGUGUUCUGUGUGUUUUUUUAAAAGCAAAAAUAAAAACAAAGUCAAAUUUGUGUUUGGAAUUGUUUGGUACAGAGUCAUCUCCACAAAGAGAAAAAAUAUAUACAACUAUAUACAUUUUUAUAUAUUUACUUAUUGAUUCAUUCUUUACUCAUUGCUUUUUC
This is a messenger RNA of Menidia menidia (Atlantic silverside), 1821 nucleotides long. The record is from the annotation of a GenBank genome assembly. Lineage: Eukaryota; Metazoa; Chordata; Actinopteri; Atheriniformes; Atherinopsidae.